GGAGGCAGUCCAUUCGACAUUCCAACUCCGUGUCAACUGUCCAUGCAAAGAUCAGUCUAUCACAUCUAACACACAAGCAUUCGCUUCUUCUGCUGCCCAUUCCAUUGGGAUUGGUCUAGAACUUUGCCUCAUUCGCUCUCCCCUUCUAUCGGAGGACGGUUCAACUUUCGGGCUUUCUUGGCGCUUUGUCUUUCCCCUCUCUCUCCCUCCCUUCGUCACUCACUCACUUCAACGGGCCCGGCCGGCUCUCUCAGCCAUGUCAACGAAACCCCGCCGUACCCUUGCGGGGCCAAUCUUCCGCGUCCGUACGGGGUGCCUGACGUGCCGCGGUCGCAAGAAGAAGUGCGACGAGACCAAGCCGCGGUGUCGCGGUUGUGAGCGGAACCGCCUAGAGUGCCGCUGGCCCCCAACAUCCUCAUCCCAGGCCACCGCCGCUGCCUCUUCCUCUCAAGCUACCCAGAGCAGCGGCACCUCGCGCUCACCCCGCGAGGUAGGAAAUUCGCCAGAGAGCACGCGGCAGGACGAUGUUCAGCCUACUGCUCCUUCACCAUCAGGGUCCACGGUGGCAUCCCAGAGUCCCCAGCAUCUCCCAGAUCGUUCAGUCAACUUCUCUUUUGCAUCACAUAUCCAAUCCUCGGAAUCACCAAGUGCAGCCACAACAGACUCGAGUCCAAGUCCGGCAACCCAGAUCGUCACGACGGACCAGAGCGGCGGAAUCAUCAUCCCUCCCCAGACGCCAGAAGAGCACACAACGACUGCUAUCGGACUUCAAGACCCUUCCGCCUUUUCCGUCUUUAACACGGAAGACCCGGACGAUGGCGAGACUGCGGAUCAGAUGGUGCACUCGCCAGUUCAACCAAUGUCGAUAUUCAGGGAUCACCAUGUGCCGAGGUCGAUGAACCUCCUGGCUGGCAAUCAGGAUAGCAACUCACUCGAGCUUCUCAGUCAUUACCUUAGCGCGACAUCGCUCAGUAUGGCCAAUGGAUCCACGGCAGACAACCCUUUCACCGCGCAGUUGAUUCCUUUAGCGUUCAGCAGCGAUCUCGUCUUACAACUACUUCUUACGCAGAGUGCCGUCCACCGAGCAGCAAAGUCUCUAGUUCCGACGGACCAUAUCGCAACCAAAUACUACAAUCAGUCCCUGCGGCUCUUUCAGCAAAACAUCUCGACGUACAUGGGCGGACAGCAUGGUGAAGAAACGCUGAUCCUGGGGAUUGGUGCCCUGAUUCUGUGCUUGGUUGAGACUGCCAAAGGUGACGUGAAUGGAACCAUCUUCGACCAUCUCAUGGCAGCCCAGUCCUUGAUCUUGCCCUUCUUAUCUGCGAAUAACACCUUUCUACACAAGACUUUGAAAGACUUCUUGACCGAAUACUACAUCUACACGGCGACCGUCAGCAUGAUAUCCAUAGAUGCAAGACUUGGUGAUCAACUAUUCCUCAGCAACGAUCUCAUUCUCCUCGCCACUGAGCUCGUGGCAUCCUCUUACAUAGGUAGUCUAUGCGGAUGCUGGCUAGAUCUAAUCCUGCUGGUGCCUUCGAUCUUCGACCUGGGACGGCGGAUAAUGAGCCACAUGGACGAGCCGGAUUGGCGCCCAUCAGCCGAUGACUUUAUUCUGUUCUCACAACUACAAAGCCAGAUACUCAAUUGGCAGCCAAACCCCAUGGUGACUGAGAAUGUUGCCUUGGCUGGAUAUAUAUACCAGAAAGCCUUGUUGCUCUAUCUGCACACGGCACUACAUACACUCUCUCGAGAAGAGCACGGCCUCCAGGCAUUGGCUAUCCAAAACGCCCUCAGCGGAGCUCUCUCACAUCUAGCACAACUAGAUCCUAGCGUCCGCAUCAACACUAGUUUAUGCUGGCCCAUCACCAUCAUCGGUUCGUGCGUUACAGAUAAGGGACAGCAAGAAUUCUUACAUGAGAGGUUGGGCCACAUGUUUGCCACCAUUGGUCUGGGCAACAUCCGACAAACUUCAGUUGUGCUGCAGCAUCUGUGGGACCACAACGAGGUCAUGCCGGCGGAUAUUGGAGCAGGCCCUUGGCAGGUUUGUCGGGUCAUGAACGAAAAUCAGAUUUGGAUUUCAUUUGCAUAGAUGGACAGGGGACAUGAUCGAUAUGAAUAGCGGCGGUGUUUACGGGGCCAGCGAGCGUGCGAACGAACGAAAGAUGGCGGCGACUGGCGGAACCAGAGAACAUCUUUCGAUCAACAUGUGUGUACAUUUAUAGACAGGUCUCAUCAGGAGCGGGCGAAUAUGAUACCAUGAA
Molecule: messenger RNA, 2261 nt
Organism: Colletotrichum acutatum
Lineage: Eukaryota; Fungi; Ascomycota; Sordariomycetes; Glomerellales; Glomerellaceae
Product: fungal-specific transcription factor domain-containing protein
Exons: 2
Coding region: 257-2089 (610 amino acids)
Biological process (GO): positive regulation of transcription by RNA polymerase II
Cellular component (GO): nucleus
Molecular function (GO): DNA-binding transcription factor activity, RNA polymerase II-specific; transcription cis-regulatory region binding; zinc ion binding
Source: RefSeq, a predicted model, not a curated record